Molecule: messenger RNA, 3310 nt
Organism: Coregonus clupeaformis (lake whitefish)
Lineage: Eukaryota; Metazoa; Chordata; Actinopteri; Salmoniformes; Salmonidae
Gene: lin7c
Product: lin-7 homolog C (C. elegans)
Exons: 5
Coding region: 124-729 (201 amino acids)
Biological process (GO): neurotransmitter secretion; protein localization to basolateral plasma membrane; maintenance of epithelial cell apical/basal polarity
Cellular component (GO): cell-cell junction; MPP7-DLG1-LIN7 complex; basolateral plasma membrane
Molecular function (GO): L27 domain binding
Source: RefSeq, a predicted model, not a curated record
UCGAUUGCGUGUCCUUGGCGCAACAUCAAUCCCCGUCAAUAAAGCUCUAAUCUGUGGUUUGUAGCGGAGUGGAUAUUUGCUAGCCUGAUCAUUUCUCCUGAAGAGUGUCGGAUUUUGGCUAUUAUGGCUUCAUUGGGGGAACCUGUCCGACUGGAAAGAGACAUUUCUCGAGCCAUUGAAUUGCUUGACAAGCUCCAGAGGACGGGGGAAGUGCCACCCCAAAAACUGCAGGCACUGCAAAGGGUCUUGCAGAGCGAGUUCUGUAAUGCUGUGCGAGAGGUGUAUGAACAUGUGUAUGAGACAGUGGACAUAAACAGUAGCCCUGAAGUCAGGGCCAAUGCCACAGCCAAGGCCACAGUUGCAGCGUUUGCGGCCAGUGAGGGGCACUCACACCCUCGUGUGGUGGAGCUACCUAAGACUGAGGAAGGACUUGGCUUCAAUAUAAUGGGAGGGAAGGAACAGAACUCUCCUAUUUACAUCUCACGCAUCAUUCCUGGGGGAAUCGCCGACCGCCACGGGGGCCUCAAGAGAGGCGACCAGCUUCUUUCUGUCAAUGGGGUGAGUGUGGAGGGGGAGCACCAUGAAAAAGCUGUGGAACUUCUCAAAGCUGCCCAGGGCACUGUGAAGCUGGUGGUCAGGUACACUCCUAAAGUCCUUGAGGAAAUGGAAUCCCGCUUUGAGAAGAUGAGGUCUGCAAAGCGCCGGCAACAGAACAGCUAUCCCCAAUAGUGUUUUUCAUCACUGGCACACAAUUCCCUUAUCUUUCACCCCGUUCCAGCUAUCUGUCACAAUUUUAACUUUCUCCUAAAACUUAGCACACUAAACCAAGUUUAGUUUGUAUCCACAUAUAUUAUAUUUAUACCUUUUCUACACCCUACCCCUGCAACUUCUUACACUGUCCUCCACACUACGACUCAUGGCAAACACUAGAUUUAUCAUAUUUCUACAAGUAGUUGGUCAUUCACGCUUUACAUGUGCAUUACAUUUUGGACUGACAUAUUGGAUGCCGUUUGAGGACCUGUGAGACCCACCACAAAGGUUCCUUUGACUGAAGAGAUGUUUUUUGUUUUUUUACAGCCUUUAUAAAGUGCCUCAGGGCAAUACAUAUGUAUUUAAACUUGUACUGUCAUUCAAAUUACCCUCAUUUUAAUUUGGGUACAAAACUAAGGUCAGAUGAUUCAACAUUUGAACGCCAGGUUUACUAAGCAUUUGCAGGAAUGCAAACUUCACACCUGCUAUUUUUGAGCGCGAAAGGAAAACUGGUUGAAAUAGAACACAUUUCUGGGAUAUAAGGGGUAUAGAAUAUAUAUAUUAUCGAAGAAAUUAGGUAUUGUGUGUAAAUUGAUAUAGACAUUUUGUGUUUACCAGUAUAUGAAGGCUAAAUGGAGGCGGGUAUGUUUUACCAUUGUCUCUGUUUUGUUUUUCCUCCUGAAAAUAACAGGUGUGAACGCUAGGUAGAUCUCUGUUUAGUGUUCUAAUCUUAAAUUGUUAAGGAAUUAAAUAAUGCAUUCUCUGAAUUUAUUUUUAACCUCAUGCUGAUGUUUUCACUGUCUUACAAGCUUAAAAAAAUUAUUUUGCUGUCUCAUAAAAUAUUCAGCAACUUCUAAGUUUUGCAUCCCAUGAAUGAUUUAGAGCCUUCAAAUGCAGAUGUUUUCAGUGGGCUGGGAGAAGGCUUACUGAGAUGCUGUGCUGUCUUUUACAAUUCAGAUAACCUUUUCCCCUUAUGACAGUAAGGGGGGACAGUAUACCAUUUUGAGACCUUAGGCAAACCUGACAUUUUAAAUAUUUCAAAAGAGCAAUAAGUCAGAACCUUUUGAAACCAGAGGGGUAUUUCACGAACCGGGUCAGCAGAAUAGCCACAUUUUUUUGCCUCAUUUCUUUGAGUUACUUUGCUCUAAUCACACUUCAACGGUGUGGCCAACUCAUUCAAGGUGGGUUUACAGUAGGUCGGCCAACUUGUCGCAGUGACGACCAAAAACAUUCCAAUGUUUUCCAACAUAAACUGACGUUUCCAAAAAGUAUAAACGAGAAAACAACAGUAUUGCACUAGGGUGCUACAUGCGAUCUUUCAACACGAGUAAACCCAUUAUUGAAUGGCAUUCAUUAAAAAAUGCAUGUGAUCUACCGGUAUGUGAAACCCACCUUCACUAAUACAGUUAAUAAUAAAGACCAAUAAUGUUGCUAUGCUGUUGCUGCGCUGUGGUUAAGUAAACAAAGCCAUCUUUUUGGUUGCUGACUUUCAGGUUCGAAUAAUUACUUGUUGAUCUAUAAAAUCAGGUAAAUGUGCCAUUUGGGUGAACUAUCCCUUUAAGAUGUGAACUUAAUUUGGCAUCACUGAUUUCAAUUUCAGAUAUGCUCGUUUUCACCUGAAUAGUAUAGUUUGUCUUUUUAUCUUAUGAUGGUCACCUCAUGAAUGUACUGUGCAAUUCCAGUUAUAUUGAUAAAAUAGAAAGCCCAUAUGUGUAUCCUUAAAAUAUGGAUGAUCAUGUUCAAGUUGUUGGCUACUUUCAGCUUGAGAUUCAUAAUAUUCAGAUAAACAGUUAUGUGGGAAAGAUCUGGCUCUGAUAAAGGGCACUGCAAGUGGAGGAUAUCAGAUUUUUUUUAUACACUGGGGGUCUUUAUUUACUAAUAUUUUAACGUUUUUGCUUAAUUGAAUAAAAUGUAUUAAUCUAAAUCAUGAAACCUUUUAUAUUUCCUUAUCUCUAAAGUUUUCUUCAUUUCAUAAAUAAAAUAUUGUAUGUUCUAUUCAUUCUUUUAAAAAUAUGUUUAAAAAUAAGCAAAGGCUUAGCAGAUUUGGCACCCCAUAGCCACAUGGGUGUCCGCUUGCCCCUCAAUAUGAUAACUGAAAUGUUGUCCUUGUGACUGACAUUAAUGGUUUCAUCAGAAUGUUCAGGACAGUUACCUUGCCAAUUCCUAGAGCUUCGUGAAACACCCCUCAGGUUUCUACCUUCUUAUACUUUGGAAGGGUCAAUGGAAUAUUUUUGUAAGUGUUUUCUUUUGAUAUUUUUAUUUUUUACAAGUGAUUUUCAUGAGAGAGAAAAAAAUCUAGAAAUUAUUUGUAUUCCUUUUCUGACUGUGUUAUGUCCUUGUUUCGAGUACCAAGACCAAACUUGCAACAUUUAUCAGAACUAUUUGAUAUCAUAUUGAAUGUUUGCUUGUUUUGGACUGUUAGGCCUACUUACAAAAUGUGCUGCUCUCAGUUUAUUCUUUCCAUUUGUAUUGUGUUACAUUUAUUGUGGAUGUAUAUAAUUAUUUAGAUCCAAAUUAUUUAGAUUGAAAACUGCACAAAAUAAAUUAUACCAUGAACAUC